Lactuca virosa is the source of this 315-nucleotide messenger RNA. NCBI's taxonomy places the organism in Eukaryota, Viridiplantae, Streptophyta, Magnoliopsida, Asterales, Asteraceae. The record is from the annotation of a GenBank genome assembly.
AUGACGUCCCAUAGCUGGAGGGAUGCCUACAGUGGUAUGUCCGCCGAUAAUAUCAAGGGUUUGAUUUUAGCAUUGUCUUCAAGUUUGUUCAUUGGUUCUAGCUUUAUUAUUAAGAAAAAAGGUCUCAAGAAAGCAGGCGCUUUUGGUAUUAGGGCAGGAAGCGGAGGAUAUUCAUACUUGUAUGAGCCUUUAUGGUGGGUAGGCAUGAUAACAAUGGUUGUUGGAGAGGUUGCAAACUUUGCAGCCUAUGCAUUUGCACCAGCUAUUUUGGUUACUCCUCUUGGGGCACUCAGCAUUAUAAUCAGGCAGGUUUAA